Erythranthe guttata (spotted monkey flower) is the source of this 1974-nucleotide messenger RNA. The record is from RefSeq and is a predicted model, not a curated record. NCBI's taxonomy places the organism in Eukaryota, Viridiplantae, Streptophyta, Magnoliopsida, Lamiales, Phrymaceae.
UUACGUAUUUCAUGUUUCCAUAUUUCAAAACAAGCCCAUGUUUUAGAGAAAGAGUUGGUGACAAUUAUGAGAGUGAUCGAAUUUUUCACAAAAACUUCAACUGUGUGUUUUCUUGAAAGAGUUGAUUUCCUAUUGAAUUCUAUGUACUUCAGAUUAAAGUUAUUCAACUAUUUUUUAUUUAAUUAGGAUGGUAAAAAAAUUGAACUCUUAUAAUUCAAGAGUGAAUAUUGUCUAUUGGUUUAAAUUUUCUUGUUUGUCGAUAGUUUGUCUAUUCGCAUUUUUCUUGUUUGUCGGUUGUUUGUAGUAAUAUCAGUGAUACUGUAUAUUGGUUUAAAUUUUCCUUUUGCGCAUAAAUAUCCAUGAGUAUAGGGAUGGAAGAAUCAGAGGAAAAUAAUAGAGUCAGAUGGAACAAUACUGAAGUAGAUAAAUGUUUUCUCGAAGCGUGUAUCCAAGAAGUUGCACUAAAUGGCAGGGAAGGAGGAAGCCUUAAGGCUGAAUCUUGGACCAAGAUUAUGGAUACUCUCAAGAAAAAUUAUAAUUUUGUGGUUUCUCAAAGACAAAUGAAGAAUAGAUACGACUACUUAAAACAAAAGUAUCAAGCUUGGUUACCGUUAACUAUGAAAACAGGCAAUAUUUACAAUCAUGCGACCAAUACCAUCAACAUGACAAAGGAUGAGUGGACAGAGUAUAUAAAGGCUCAUCCUAAGGCAAGGAGUUUAAGACUUGCCCCCUUACCGUAUCCUGACCUUUGUAGAGCACUAUUUGAUGGAACCACUGCUACAGGGAUUCAUUCUUGGGGACCUAGUUCCCAAGAUCCAAAUCCUGGUACUAGCUCAUUUUCUUCAACUGUUCGAAAUGCAGAACAACAUGACAUAGAAGAUAUUUUGUUUGGUGAUGAAGAUGAAAAUUUUGUCCCUACCACAGACACUCAGAGUAAUGAUUCCAACCAUCAGUCACGAGGAGAAAAACCUAAAAAGAAAAAGAAAAAGAUCCAACCUUCAUCUAGUGAUAAUAAUUUAGUAGAAGAGAUGUCAGCUGCUUUGAAGUUUAUGAUAAAAAAUAAUAGUGGACCGUCAGUUACAGAUUGCAUUGCUAAAUUGGAUGAACUAGGAUGGGAUAAAGAAGACAUCUUUUAUGUCUCUGCUGUUGUGAUAUUUGGUAGUUGUGCGGGACAUAGAGAAGCUUGGAUGGUGUUUCCUAAGGAUAAUGUGGGUGUUCUGAAAGCAUGGAUUAAAAGAAUUGGAGAAAACAUGGGAUUUGAAUUUUAACUUGCAAGGACUUAUGUAGAUUAAUUUGAAGACUUCAGUAGUAUUUAUUUUUAAUGAAUUUGUUUUAAUUUCCGUACAAUAGUUAUGAACUUUGCAUUUUUUUGAUAUUUAAUAAUGAUAGACUUUGUUUUAUAUUUGUCUUGUGAGUUGAAUUCUCUUUAUGAUUUAAUUAUGUGUUUAAGAAAUAUUGAUUCUCAAAUAUUUAAUGUAUUAUUCAUUUAUGUUAACAGGUUAAAUAUGGAAAUUUAUGAGAUUAUGAUAUUGAUGAUGAUCUAUUGGUACACACAAAUUCGACCGAGACAUUUAAUGCGUGUACCAAGAAAUAUAGAUAACAACUCAGCAUUGUCCGGUCAUGCUUACACGUUAGAGCUAUUGUCUGGGUCAGACACACAAUGUAUGGAUUUAAUGCGCAUGUCUCGUAUUGCGUAUAUUCGCUUGAGUAUGCAUUUUAGACAAAGAGGGUGGCUACAUGAUAGUAAACAUAUAUCUGUAGAAGAAAAAAUGGCAAUGUUCUUGCAGAUUAUUGGGCAUAGUAAGCGUCUUCGUGUGGUGAAGCGUAGAUUUCAACACUCUUCACAAACAGUUCAUGCGUGUUUUCACGAAGUGUUACGUGCAAUGAUGAAUAUGGCAAGGGAGGUAAUAGUACCCACAACAUUUGACCCAAAUCCAAACAUUUCAGCAAGUUUUAGGAGAUUAAACCGCAUUU